Acanthopagrus latus (yellowfin seabream) is the source of this 2568-nucleotide messenger RNA. It is a transcript of the gene bnipl, whose product is annotated as BCL2 interacting protein like. NCBI's taxonomy places the organism in Eukaryota, Metazoa, Chordata, Actinopteri, Spariformes, Sparidae. The record is from RefSeq and is a predicted model, not a curated record. The transcript has 10 exons. Gene Ontology annotation, biological process: apoptotic process. Gene Ontology annotation, cellular component: cytoplasm. The coding region runs from base 127 to 1281 and encodes 384 amino acids.
UGUGUUUCCUGUUCCAGUAGAAGGAGGAAGUUGACUUGACAUCGUUGGUGUUUGUGGUUUUUGGUGUUCAUUCUUCCAGAUGGUCAGUGAAGGGGUUGUCUCAGUGUUUGUGGUCAGCAGGAAGUGAUGUCACCUGACUUCCUGUGUCCUGUUACUACCCAGGUGUCUCCACUGGAAACUUGUCCGUCUGUCUCCAGGUGUAGAGACGCUCGGCUGUCACUGUCUCCUCGGGCUCCUGUAACAGACUCAGGCCACCCAAACAUCCAGGACAUGGAGCUGAGGGAGGAGUGGCAGGAUGACGGCUUCCCCAGGCCUCUCCCAGAGGAUUGUGGGAGUCCAGAGGAGGCAGAAAGCCCAUCAGGUGGCAAACAGCAUUCAGCCCCACCCACCAGUCUCGCCCUAUCAGGAACAGUUGGGGGCGGAGCUAAGAAGCGCCUGGUCGCCCCAUCUCUCAGUCUCACUCUCAGCGGGAGAGACUCGCACGACCUGAGCAGCGACGGCUUCACCGCCGCCGCACUGUCAGCGACACCGGACGAGGCUCUGUCACUCGACAUCAAUCUGGAGGCUCUGGAGACGCCGUCAGACAGCGAGACAGGAACUCUGCCAGACAGCCUGCACGACCUGGAGUGGGAGGAUGAUCUCCCCAGGAUGGCGAGGGGCGGGGCCGGGGGCGGGGCCAUGGCCAGUAGCCCGAGGGAGCAGUCAGAUAGUCUGAUGGACCUGGACCAGGUGGACAGCAGGGGGCGGCGCUGGAGAAGGUUCUGCAUCUCCGGACAUGAAUAUAAUGUGAACAUGAGCGUGCUGGAGCCGUACCUACAGGUCCUGUCACAUGGAGGUUACUAUGGAGAUGAGAUGAAUGCCAUCAUCCUCUUCACCUCCUGCUACCUGCCAGAGAACACAGUGGAGGACUACGAGUACGUCAUGGACAAUCUGUUCAGGUACAUUGUGGGGACGUUGGACCUCAUGGUGUCAGAGAACUACCUGUUGGUGUACCUGUGUGCGAUGGCUCCCAGAAACAAGCUGCCGGCCAUAAAGUGGCUCCAUCAGUGCUACACCUCCAUCGACAGGAGGCUGAAGAAGGACCUGAAGGGGCUGCUGGUCGUCCAUCCUGCCUGGUACAUCAAAGCACUGAUCACCGUUGUCAAACCCUUCAUCAGUGAGAAGUUCAGCAGGAAGAUCCGGUUCGUCCAGAGUCUGCAGGAGCUGUCACAGUUCAUCCCCACAGAGAGGCUGCAGAUACCUGACGCCAUACGCCGCUUUGAUGAGAAUUUGAACCGGUGACGAUCUCAGACUGUCAGAGGUCAGCAGAUGGUCCUGAUGGGGGAAGGAAGCUGUCGGCCCGAUGACCUCUGACCUCCAUCCUGUACAGAAAAAGGUUGAUUUAUUCUGUCUGGUUCCUGUUGGGCUUCAUGUUGACCACACCAAACCUGAUCAGCUCCACACCACCUCACGCUGUCGGAUGUUUGGAAGUGUUGCUGCCAAUGUUGCAGCUCUGCCUCCAACACCUGUGCCACACAGGUGACCCUCCCCAGGUGUUCAGGACAUACUCAAACAUGGUUUGAGGUGUGAAGCUGCUGCAGGAACAUGAUGUAAUGAACAUGUUAGAGUGGCUGUAAGCCAAAGAAGGUUUCCUGAUUCAAACUGUUGGUCUGUUAAAAUCCAUCAUGUAAAUACUGUUGGGUCCAUUUGAGUCAUUCUCCUUUAAAAUCCUGAAGUGUGUGUUAUAGUGCUCCGGUUCUGUACAGAGAAUCAGAACCUACUGAAGGACUCGUCGGUCCUCAGUGACUCCUGCAAGAUCUUUGGGUGACGUUAAUUAUCUGCUUGAGCUUUUACAACAUUUCUACACAGAUCUCUUUUAUGUUCCAUAUUCGUAUUUAAAAACUCAAUAUUUUCGUGGUUGAGGAACAAAACGUGCUCCUGAAUCUUAUUUGAUCUGUGGAAACGAGUAAAGUAACAGCAGCAAGAGCUUCACCUGUUUCACCUGUGUGUUUAUAAAAGCAUCAGUCUAACCUUCUUCACAUGAUGUUUGUGGUUCACAUCUUUGGUUUUACAUUUUAAUAUCCACCUUUAAAUUGAUCAUCUCCAUGUCGAGCUUCACUUUGUUAGUUUCUGUUUGUGUCUGCGAUCACUUCACCACCGAGUCCUGCAGUCAGACCAGAGUCUAGAAAAAACACGCAGUGAAUGAACACAGCUGAACUCCUCGCAGCUCCUCUUCACCAGCGGCUCCUCUUCACCAGCAGAGGGCGACAUGUUCAGCUGUGCUCGCUGGCCCUUACAGGCUUCCAUAGUUACUCUGUGGUUCUCAGUCACUUGCAGGAGGACGUGGAUGACCUGGAGAAAACAUGAAGUUUAGGUUAGCUGGAUAUGAUUUACGAUCUUAUGGUGCUUCCUCUGAUCAUUAACUGAUCGUCUGAGAGGAACUGAUCACUCCUUCAGGUUUACAGAUUUAGAUUCUUGUAGAAAAUACCUCCACCUGUCGCUCUUCACAUCUUGUUUGUUCACUCUGUUUCAUUCCUGCUCAUAAGCAAUUAAAUAAAUAUACAAAAAGUAUAAUACAAAUUUUUAUAU